AUGGAAGCUGAACCGCACAAAUUACUACCAGGAGGGAUGGCUGGCUACGGGAAAUGCAAGAGGACUGGUCGGCGUGACGUUCACAACGUCUCAUUGUCGAACGAGAGCUGCCGAACUUCCCCUGAGAGCGAAUUACAAUCUCAGGGGACACCGAAGCGAGGUGAUCCUGGUAAAGUGGAACGAGCCUUAUCAGAAACUGGCCUCGUGCGACAGUUCGGGCGUGAUUUUCGUGUGGAUAAAGUACGAAGGCAGAUGGAGCAUAGAGCUGAUAAACGACAGAAAUACGCCGGUCACGCACUUUUCCUGGUCCCACGAUGGACGAAUGGCCCUGAUAUGCUACAGA
Molecule: messenger RNA, 343 nt
Organism: Orussus abietinus
Lineage: Eukaryota; Metazoa; Arthropoda; Insecta; Hymenoptera; Orussidae
Exons: 2
Source: RefSeq, a predicted model, not a curated record